Coffea eugenioides is the source of this 1879-nucleotide messenger RNA. Its product is annotated as protein DETOXIFICATION 40-like. Gene Ontology annotation, molecular function: xenobiotic transmembrane transporter activity; antiporter activity. The coding region runs from base 33 to 1598 and encodes 521 amino acids. Lineage: Eukaryota; Viridiplantae; Streptophyta; Magnoliopsida; Gentianales; Rubiaceae. Gene Ontology annotation, cellular component: membrane. Gene Ontology annotation, biological process: xenobiotic detoxification by transmembrane export across the plasma membrane. The record is from RefSeq and is a predicted model, not a curated record. The transcript has 7 exons.
CUUAGCUGAGAAAAAUUCACAGAGAGCUUAGCAUGGAUAACUAUCAAGAAGAAGAAGAAUUGCAUCAACCACUCUUACAAUCCAACCAACAAACACCAUCACCACCGCCACCACCACGAGUACUGGACUACUCCCACUCGACAGCCUAUGAAGCCAGCACCGAGCUCGAGAAGGUGCUCUCCAACACCCAACUGCCACGGUUCAAACGCAUCCGACAAGCCUCUUGGAUCGAACUCAGGCUCCUGUUUCGGCUAGCCGCACCUGCCGUCAUGGUUUACAUGAUCAACAAUCUGAUGUCCAUCUCCACUCGAAUGUUUGCCGGCCAACUCGGGAAUCUUGAGCUUGCUGCUGCCUCCCUCGGCAACCAAGGCAUUCAACUCUUUGCCUAUGGCCUCAUGCUAGGAAUGGGAAGUGCUGUGGAGACUCUAUGUGGGCAAGCCUAUGGAGCUCAGAGGCAUGAUAUGCUAGGGGUGUACCUCCAAAGAUCAACGGUGGUACUCAUCUUAACAGGGUUGCCGGUGACCGUGGUUUAUGUUCUAUCAAAGCCACUCCUGCUUUGGCUGGGGGAAUCCAAAAGCGUGGCAUCAGCAGCAGCAGUAUUCGUAUACGGGCUGAUCCCGCAAAUCUUUGCCUACGCAGUGAAUUUUCCCUUACAGAAGUUCCUGCAAGCUCAGAGCAUUGUUGCACCUAGUGCCUAUAUCUCACUGGGCACCUUAUUCUUGCACGUACUCUUGUGCUGGAUUUCGGUGUACAAGAUAGGACUUGGGUUGAUUGGGGCAUCACUGGUGUUGAGUUUGUCCUGGUGGAUUAUUGUGAUUGGUCAGUUUGUUUACAUAGUAUUGAGUGAUAAGUGUAAGACCACCUGGACAGGGUUCACAUUGGAGGCUUUUACCGGACUUCGGGAGUUUGUGAAAUUGUCGGCUGCAUCAGCAGUCAUGUUGUGUUUGGAGACUUGGUAUAUGCAGAUUUUGGUGUUGAUUUCUGGAUUGCUUCCAAAUCCUGAGCUUUCCUUGGAUUCUCUAUCAAUCUGCUUGGCUGUAAACGGAUUAUUAUUCAUGGUUUCGGUUGGCUUCAAUGCAGCAGCUAGCGUGAGGGUUGGGAAUGAGCUAGGAGCAGGAAACCCAAAGUCGGCAGCAUUUGCAGUGUUUAUGGUGAAUUUUGUGUCAUUUGUAGUUGCAGUGGUGGAAGCCAUCAUCGUGUUGUCGCUGCGACAUGUUAUUAGCUACGCAUUCACCAGUGGGGAAACCGUAGCCAAUGCUGUCUCGGAUCUUUGCCCAUUUUUAGCAGUCACUCUCAUCCUCAAUGGCGUCCAACCCGUCUUGUCUGGUGUUGCUGUGGGGUGUGGAUGGCAAGCAUAUGUAGCUUAUGUAAAUGUGGGAUGUUACUACGUGGUAGGAAUUCCAUUGGGUUGUCUUCUCGGCUUCAAGUAUAAACUUGGAGCUAAGGGUAUAUGGUCCGGAAUGAUUGGAGGAACAAUGAUGCAGACACUUAUCUUAGUAUGGUCUACAUUUCGGACGGACUGGAAUAAAGAGGUGGAGAAAGCAAGAGAACGUCUGCGAACCUGGGAUGACAAGAAAGAACCCCUUUUGAAGGAGUAGAGGUUAAUUAUGAUUGAAUAUUAAGGUGUGCGGACUGAACAGUCCUUGUAUUUGUCCCGAAUUACAAUUGAGACUGCGGCGAAGUCCCAUUGGGUGUCAAUUCCCUGGCUUCCCCCAAAUAAUAUAUUUCAUGGCUGGGAAAAAUAUGAGCAUAAGCAAUAGCUCAUUGAGAAAUCUAAGGAAGACAAUUCUGAAGUUUAUAAAUGUAAUUCGUUGAAGGAAGAGAAUAAUGAAAAGGGGCAAUGAAUUUCCCAUAAAUGCCGUAUGAAUUAGAUAUUUUU